Molecule: messenger RNA, 721 nt
Organism: Durusdinium trenchii
Lineage: Eukaryota; Dinophyceae; Suessiales; Symbiodiniaceae
Source: the annotation of a GenBank genome assembly
GCAGACGUACUUGAUCAUACAGUAUGAAUCAUACAUUGUAUAUAUAUAUAUAUAUAUAUGAGCUUUUUGGGCCUAAGUGUUGUGAAACUAGACCCAAAGACCCUGUCAGAAACAUCAACAUGCCACAGCAACUGGUCAAGCUUCGGGUGUUCUUCCAGGUCUUCGGAGCUUCGCAGUCUGGGGCUUCCCUCCGCGGCUGGUGACCCCGAACUUUGGAGGGCCGCACAUGCACCCGAACCGCCUGCGCGGCUACCCCAACCCCAUCAAGAGGAACCCGGACAAGGUGCGGCGGCUGCCCAACGUGAAGCUGAAGCGCUUCGACUACAGUCUCACCACCUCAGCGGAUGGCUUGUUCUACCUGAGGCCCCCCUACCCGCCCCGCAUCAAUCGGACCAUUGAGUGCGAGCCGCCGGGGAAAGCGAAGAAGAACCCCUGGCCCACCACCGUGCACAAGGAUUACAAGCUGAAGUGGAAGAACAUCGAGUACAUCUUCGUCCCGGAGCUAACCCGCAAGCCUCAUGGCACGCCGCAGCGCCGCUGGACGGGGCCGGUGACGCGUGUGGAGCACCGCGAGGGGAAGGCCAAGGUCACCAUGGUGACGCACGACGCGCGGCUCCUGGACUGGUGAACUGGCCCCGACUGACAGGGUCCAAAAAGAUACGGCUGAACUUGCGCCGUGGCGUCGUAUUUACCGCGGGGGGGCGCAUGGGGCGCCACAUCU